AUGAAGGCUUUCAAGUCCUAUUUCACGCCCGACCAGGCGCCGGGUAAGGCUGCCACCGAAGCUCCGAAGCCUGACACACUCCAACCGGCGACUCCUUCGCCAAAACUGCAGUCUUCCGAGAAGCCAGCGCCCUACCGAAACUACAGCAACAGAACGUCCGCCCGGCAUUCGACAGUGAGCUUGGCGCUCACGGCGGGAAUGAGGGACAAGCAUGCUAGCAGUAUCCACGAUCUCAGGGCGGAUGUCACGGUACACAGCUUGUAUCAGGACCAGCUCAGGAAGAUGUACGCUUCAGCUUGGAAUCUUGGGGAGGGCUGCGUUCUCAAGAAGGGGCGCAAUGACUACGUCUGCGCCCCUCCUCAACUGUCAACCAUCCCGAAUGGGUUCUUCGAUAUGGUCAGCCAGCUCAACGUGAGCUGCGCCAUGACUGUCAAUACACCCGUGAUUCAAUCCAUCAUUCAUGGACUCAUGAACAGUGGAGAGCCCAUGAACUCGAUCCCUCUCUCAGGAGGCCUGCAGCUGCAGGUCCUCCCGAGGAUGACGGACCUGCCCCGGUGCCAAAAGCAUCAUUUCGCAGCCUUCAUUCUUGACCCUCCUCUUCUGGCUGUCUGGGACGAUGACGCGAACAAACUCCACGACCGUGCAGAGAGCUUGGAACAGAUGAUCAUCGCUCACAUUUGGCGAAGUGACCCCAUUGAUGAGGAGGAAGGUGAUGAGAAGAAUGAGAAGCAGCCCGGAGUCAACGUUGAGGAGCUCUCGCCUGCGGCGCUUGAAGAGGCUCUCAAGACCGAAGCCCGGCCAACGCGGGUGAUAAGUUCCGCUCUCGUGGCAUUGGCCCUCGGCCUCAGCUUCACGUGCUUGGGUCUCGGCUGGCGAAGUCUGGCUUUGGAACUUGCUGUCGAUGGCGACUACACGCGGUUGGCGUUGUUGGCAGUGGCGCCGGUUACCCUCUUCAUCAGCUUGUUCUUCUUCAUUUCCAUUUCUGGAAUCAUCUUCCAGAUUUUUGGUCCCAUCUCCUCUAUCCACGCCAACUCCUCAAACUAUUCUGGAAAGCCUCCUCGCCGGCUCAGCCCUCACCGAGAACAGCUUCCUCAUGUGACCAUCCAGAUGCCAGUAUACAAGGAAGGCCUGAGCGCCGUCAUCAAGCCCACAGUUCUUUCGCUGAAGGCCGCCAUCUCGACUUACGAGAUGCAGGGCGGUUCCGCCAACAUCUUGGUCAACGACGAUGGUAUGCAGCUCCUCGACGAGGAAGAGGCCGCGGCCCGUAGGGAGUUCUACGACGAGCAUAACAUCGGAUGGGUUUCCCGCCCUGGCCACAAUCCGAAGCCUGAGGAUCCCGCCGAGAAGCCCUUCCUUCGCAGGGGCAGAUUUAAGAAGGCCUCCAACAUGAACUACGCCCUAAUGACAAGCAACAAGCUCGAAGAGAAGCUCAAGCAGAUCAACCGUGGCAGCAGCUGGAACCAGGAAAGCGAAGACAAGGUCUACGAACAGGCCUUGGCACAAGUCAUUGACGAAUCCGAGGGCCGAACCUGGGCCGGUGGCAACGUUCGCAUUGGCGACUACAUUCUUCUUAUCGACUCCGAUACCCGUGUUCCUCGUGACUGCCUGCUGGAUGCUGUUAGCGAAAUGGAGGCCUCUCCAGAGGUGGCCAUCCUUCAGUACACUUCCGGUGUCAUGAACGUCUCGGACUCGUUCUUCGAGAAGGCCGUCACCUGGUUCACAGAAAUGAUUUACACCAUGAUCACUUUUAACGUCGCCAAUGGUGAUAUCUCCCCCUUCGUCGGCCACAACGCCGUGCUCCGCUGGUCCGCCAUUCAGGAUGCUGCUUCCUACAUGGAUCACGAGGACGGCUACGAGAAGUUCUGGUCCGAGUCCCAUGUUUCCGAGGAUUUCGACAUGGCUUUGCGUCUCCAGACAGCUGGUUACACCAUCCGAUACGGCGCCUAUACCGGCGACGGCUUCCAGGAGGGAGUGUCCCUGACUGUUUAUGACGAGCUAGCCCGCUGGGAGAAGUACGCCUACGGCUGUAACGAGCUGCUCUUCCAUCCCUUCCGUUUCUGGCCUACCCGUGGUCCCUUUACGCCUCUCUUCCGCAAUUUCUUGACCUCCAAUAUUGCCUUCUUCAGGAAGUUGACGAUCCUGUCCUACAUUGGCACGUACUACGCCAUCGGGGCCUCGUGGCUGCUGACCCUGGCCAACUACUUCAUCACUGGUUGGUUCAACGGCGUGUACGACAAGUACUAUCUCGAUUCAUUCGCCACUUACUUUUCCAUCAUCAUUGUGUUCCCGCUCUGCGGUAACGUUGCCCUCGCUGUCCUUCGGUACAGACUGGGUCACCAGUCCCUCAUCGGAGCCCUGUGGAACAACUUCAAGUGGAUGCCGAUUUUCUCCAUCUUCCUUGGCGGCAUCUCGCUGCACGUCUCCAAGGCCCUGCUCUGCCACUUCUUCGAGAUCAAUAUCCAGUGGGGCGCCACGUCCAAGGAGGUUGAGCGCUGCAACUUCAUUGAGGAGAUCCCCAAGAUCAUCAAGAACUUCGCGGGCACCUUCGUCUACACCUUCGCCGUGACGGCCCUCAUUGUCUGCGGGUACUACGUCUUCCCUCCCCAGUGGCAGAUCCACACCUUCGCAACCAUCUUCCCCCUGUGCGUCUCCAUUGUGUCGCACUUUGCGCUGCCCGUGCUCCUGAACCCGGCCUUGAUGAAGUUCACCUUCUAA
Messenger RNA from Colletotrichum spaethianum, 2715 nucleotides. Its product is annotated as glucans biosynthesis glucosyltransferase H. Bases 1 to 2715 code for a protein of 904 amino acids. The transcript is spliced from 5 exons. The record is from RefSeq and is a predicted model, not a curated record. Lineage: Eukaryota; Fungi; Ascomycota; Sordariomycetes; Glomerellales; Glomerellaceae.